Molecule: messenger RNA, 3168 nt
Organism: Cucurbita pepo subsp. pepo (vegetable marrow)
Lineage: Eukaryota; Viridiplantae; Streptophyta; Magnoliopsida; Cucurbitales; Cucurbitaceae
Source: RefSeq, a predicted model, not a curated record
UAUUCUCUAAAACACUCCCAGUUUCAGUGUUUUUUAUCUUUAAAACCCACACCAAUGUUCUUCUCUCUCUAAGAUUUUGUCCUUUGGCGUCCUUUAAAUCCAUACCCAUAUCUUGUUUUCUCUCAACUAAGAGGAAAAAAGGUUGCUUUCUGAACUUUGAAUCCCAACAAUGGCGGAACCCCUUCACUAUCUUCUUCCCCUUCAGCUGCAGCUUCUGUUUGUCUUCCUUUUGCUUCCAAAACGGUGUCGUUCCUUCUCUCCUUUCUAGCUCUCUUCUUUCUUCUACCACAUUUGCUUCAUUCUCUUGGAUCCUGGUUUCUUCUACUGCUACUUUCAGAGAAAGGGGACUAUUAAGCUGUCCAAAUGGAGCAAUAUGAAAUAUUGGAGCAAAUAGGGAAAGGAUCCUUUGGCUCUGCUCUUCUUGUGAGACAUAAGCAUGAAAAGAAAAGGUAUGUGUUGAAAAAAAUUCGCCUCGCCCGUCAGACCGAUAGGUCCCGUAGAUCUGCACACCAGGAGAUGGAGCUCAUUUCUAGACUACGGAAUCCAUUUAUUGUGGAGUAUAAGGAUUCAUGGGUCGAGAAGGGUUGCUAUGUGUGCAUUAUUAUAGGUUAUUGUGAAGGAGGGGACAUGGCCGAAACGAUAAAAAAAGCGAACAGCGUUCAUUUCCCCGAAGAGAAACUCUGCAAGUGGUUAGUUCAACUUCUGAUGGCACUCGAUUACUUGCACACGAAUCAUAUCCUUCACCGAGAUGUUAAGUGUUCGAACAUAUUUUUGACUAAAAAUCGAGAUAUACGCCUCGGUGACUUCGGACUAGCCAAAAUGUUGACGUCAGACGAUCUUACGUCCUCGGUCGUAGGAACUCCGAGCUAUAUGUGUCCAGAACUUCUUGCUGAUAUACCUUACGGUUCGAAGUCGGAUAUUUGGUCUUUAGGAUGCUGUAUAUAUGAGAUGACUGCUCUAAAGCCUGCAUUCAAAGCGUUUGACAUGCAAGCUCUUAUCAUUAAGAUUAACAAGUCCAUAGUGGCUCCUCUUCCAACAAAAUACUCUGGUGCAUUUCGAGGUCUCGUCAAAAGCAUGCUACGUAAAAACCCCGAGCUUCGACCAAGUGCUGGGGAACUACUUGGUCAUCCUCAUUUGCAGCCUUACAUUCUUCAGAUAAAUCUCAAACUGAAUUCUCCGAGACGGAAUACGUUACCGGCACUCUGGCCCGAACCCAAUUAUAUGAAGAAGACGAGGUUCUCCGAGCCAUUGCCCUUUAAGCGCCAUUCAUUAAGCAACGAUCGAGCUAUAAAUCCAAGUGUUUCGGUAAUAGAGUAUGAUUCUCCCAGCUCAACGCAUGAUAUACAUGAUAAACAGAACUACCCGAGUCGCAAACCGACCACUGGUGACACUCAGGGUGGAGAAGCGUUUCGAAAGAUGCCUGCCAGGUCUGCAACUAAUGCUAAAACUUCACGGCUUCUAUCGAAAGCUUACGCCACUCGGGAAAAACGCGAUGAACCGUUGAAAAACAAUAAGAAAUUGCAGCUCCCAGUUUCUUCUACUUGUGUCCGUCGAGCAUCGUUCCCGUUGCAUACGAAAGCUACCACCGAUCAAAGCGCUUGCAGACCGAAUGUUGGUAUUCUUCACCACAUUAAGUCCCCGGAUGUCUCGGUGAAUUCUCCACGAAUUGACCGGAUUGCUGAAUUCCCUUUAGCAUCAUACGAUGAUACAUUUUUUCGUGUUCGCCGUGCUUCACUGCCAUCCACGCAUGGAUCUACGAGCUCCCUGCAGCACACUGAUUGUUCUAUAACCGAAGACAAAUGUACAAUCCAAGUUUGUGACAAGGUUUGUUCAACUCGUGGUUACACCAAAGCAUGGCAGGGAAUACAAUGCAGCUUAUUUCAAGAUGACCGAGACGCUCGAAGUGAUUCCUCCGCUCAGGAUGCAACGGCUGGGGCAUCGAGCCAUACCUCAUCAGACUUACGACAACGCCAUUUUGAUACGUCGUCGUUACAACAGAGGGCCGAGGCUUUGGAAGGUCUGCUCGAGUUUAGUGCGAGAUUGCUGCAGCAGGAGAAGUACGAAGAGCUCGGGGUGUUGCUGAAGCCAUUUGGGCCCGAAAAGGUCUCCCCAAGAGAAACUGCUAUCUGGUUGAGUAAGAGCUUCAAAGAAAUCAAUCUCAAGCAGGAAACAUGAACCACUCUUUGAUGUGCAGAGUCGUCGCAUUUUCUCGAGGUAUAUUUGACACUUGGGAAGAUGCCGAGAAGGAGAAAAACGUCUUUUCAUUAUAGAUUAUAGUCGUUUUAGUUCGAUAGACUAGCUAGCGAGUAGCGGUUAUUUGUCGUCCUUAGUUUUAACUCAUUAAUAGUAGCUGAUAUGCAACAUUUCUGUUGUAGGAAUGUAAAUUUACAACAGUUAAGAUGGCUAAGAUGGUCUCGGUUUUAGCUGAUGUGCACUUGAACUCGGACGUUGUUUCGGUUCGCUCUGCGAUCGGACUUUUGCCCGUGAUGUUUUUGUCUUGGCCAUAUAAUUUGGAUAGAAUGGAUGGUCAUUAGGCACGAAAUCUGAACGCCUUGGAUGAUCCAUGGAAAAUAAGGUUGUUUCAGCUGUUGGUUUGGACAUGUUCGGUUCCCUGGUGCCGGAGUGAUCUUUGUGCUGAUACUGCCUCGGGAUCGAAAGGUUUCGUCUACAAGAACAAGCAUUUGAUUCAUUCACUAUCUGUUCGAUUUGAGAACGAUUUAUAUGGUCACUCUUGCUCGUAUAUGAUCUCCGAGUUUCAUUGAGAUUCAUGUUUAGUCUCUAAGAAAAGCCAAGAAAAACCAGUAAACAAAGUGAGUGAGUAAUCAAACAGGUAACUAGAAACUGCGACGAGAUGAAUCAUGGAAUUUACUUUGUAUACUUCUUCGAGAUUGGUGUCAACGAUACGCUUACGUCGCCUCCUUUCGAGAAGCUCUUCCUCGUCCUCAAGCAGCUGGAUCCGACUCACCCGAGCUCGAACUUGGAUUGCCAUCAAAGCUUGCAGGCUCUUUAAGGUAGCAGCUGUUUGUUUCCUCACAAGAUAGCCUCUCACAAGUGCUUGUAUCUUAACCAGUGCUCUUAAAGCAUGCAAUGCCUUCCUUGCCUAGAAAAAACAUAAGCAAAUCACAACAGUAAACAGUAAAGAAUAUAUUUCGGAGCCGAUAUUGUUUA